AUGAGUACAAACUUAACAGCCUUGAACUUUCAUCAACACAAGAAUCUAUCUUCAAACGAAAUUAACGAGACAGAAUUUACAACAAAAGUAAAAUACAAUCCACCAAAUGUGAGAACAUGUAAUGACUAUUGCAAGCAUCCACAACCUCGCUUUCAUCUGCACAGUGAAUAUAGAAAGGUUGUUUUAAAUUAUCUCUUUAUCCCAUUCACUCAAUGCUUGCCUGGUUGCAAAGCAACAAAAAACACAACGAACAUCAAAACACAAACCCUAGAUGGUUCAACCCUGUUCGAAGUCAUUAAUGAACAUAAAUCUUGCAAUCUCUGGAACAAAAAAGUCCAUAAAAGUCUACCUUAUCGUAGCAGACGCAGUGAUCCAGAAAGUCGACCCCAGGUGCUAAAUAACGGAUUAUUUGUUUACAUCACAUCACCCAGAAUGAUGUUAGUUGCCUUCAUUCUCUCGACUGUCCUCAUCUCAAUACUCAUUUUGGACUGUAAUCUGUGUCAUCGUAAGAAAGGAAUAAUGUAUUCUAUAAAAGUUGUGGAAAGAAUGAAGAGUGUGAAGACUGCGUAA
This is a messenger RNA of Xenia sp. Carnegie-2017, 570 nucleotides long. RefSeq lists its product as uncharacterized. The transcript has 3 exons. Bases 1 to 570 code for a protein of 189 amino acids. NCBI's taxonomy places the organism in Eukaryota, Metazoa, Cnidaria, Anthozoa, Malacalcyonacea, Xeniidae. The record is from RefSeq and is a predicted model, not a curated record.